UUUAGGAGCCACGCAAGGUGCUGAAGACAGACGUGGAGGGAAACAGAAAUGGAAGAUAUUGUUAAUAUAACAGACAUCUGGAAACAAGAGAGAUGACGAGAAGAAUGGGAUAUUAUCAGUGUAUCGUGAGCUAUGGAAGCCACGGCCUCGUAUGAUGUGGGAUGGCAAUGUGGAUAUGUCUCAUAGCGCUCGUGUUGAUGUUGGCUCCAGUGGAACCGGGGCCUCGCUACAGUUCUCGCAUUGUGGACACGCAAGCCGGCCCGGUCCGUGGGGUGAUACAGAACUCAAACUCUCGCCACGUAGAGCCUGUAGAGAUAUUUUACGGGAUCCCGUACGCGGCACCUCCUGUGGGUGCCAGGAGGUUUACGGCAGCACAGGAGCCCCUGGCAUGGGUAGGUACGCGGCUAGCGGAUACUCUGCCUCCAGUCUGUCCUCAACAACUGCCAGACAUCACCAAUGUGUCUGCGACCUCGAAAACCCGCCUGCAACAGAUCCGACAAUUGCUGCCUCUUCUCCACCGUCAGAGCGAGGACUGUCUGCACCUCAACAUCUACGUACCGGGGAGCGGGAGUCGAGGGAUGUACGCUCCUUAUGCCGUUAUUGUGUACGUGCACGGCGAGUCUUACGAGUGGAACUCUGGAAACGCUUACGAUGGUCGCAUCCUGACCGGCUAUGGUCAUGUUAUCUUCAUCACCGUCAACUUUCGCCUCGGUGUCCUAGGUUUUCUAAAAACACGCGGAGAUCUGUCAGACAAUCAACACUGUUGUUUUGCCAUAUCAGACAUCGAGGCAGCCUUGCGAUGGGUAAACUCCAACAUCGCCGCCUUCGGAGGUGACCCGACCCGAGUGACUCUGGUGGGACAUGAUACCGGCGCUGCACUAGUCAAUGCGUUAAUGCUUCUCACCUCGGCCAGAGGCCUCUUUCAUCGAGUGACUCUAUUGUCAGGGUCAAUGCUGAGCCCUUGGGCGGUGGCUUCAUCGCCCCACUCUGUUCAUCUCCAGGUCACCGAGCAAGUCGGUUGUGCCACACCAAACUCUGCCUCAGACCACGUUCUUCACUGCCUCCAGGAGUUGCCACUCAAGUCUCUGAUGGAAGUAAAGUUAGAAGAUCGCAGGUUUCUUACACAGUUUGGCCCCUGGUUCUCACUCAACCCCUCGCUGGAGAUCGAGCGUGCCGGUGACACCUUCGUCGACCGUCAAAUGCUACUGGGCCUCACUUCUAUUGAGAGCUUCCGUGAACUCGCCGCCCAGCAAAUAGAAACUGGCCUUCAUCCCGACGAAAAGGACGAGAUUUUGAGGAUGUUCGUUAACAACGUGUACUCUCAUCACUUAAAGGAGAUCUUCUCGGCUGUGAGGAAUGAGUACUCGGAGUGGAACGAGACAGCGGACACUCCACUCAUAGUUCGGGACUCACUCCUGUUGGCUCUCAGUGAUGGACUCACGGCGGCACCCCUUGUGAAGCUGGCCUACCUCCACUCCAGACGUGGUUCCACCACAUAUCUGUUCCACCUGUCCCACCAGGUGGACAAGGACCUUCGCUCUUUGAUGGUUGAGAGCAGAUACCAUGGUUCUAAGCCUUUUGCUGACAUGUUCCACAUGGCCGCUCCAUGGCUUAGGCCAAGAGGAGGAAAGUCCACAAGCGAUUCUAUUGACACCAUAGCGGAAGAGUCGGAGACCAUCGGCAGCGGCAGGUUGGUAGCGGGCGGUCCCACUGGGUCGGGGCCGGGGCAGGUCUCUAUGCGGUCGAGAUCCACAGUCUCUGUGCGGCAGGUGGUCGUGCUGGUAGAUUUUGAAGCCUCAGCAUUCAAGGAUGGACAAAGUCCUGAAGAUGAGUCGACGUUCCGCCUUGCACAGCAACAGGGGAAAAUGAGGGUGAAUCCUUUCCCCGCCGCUAUCGCACCUGGACGCUCAGUGCGCAUGCGUGAACUCAGACGACGCUACUGA
Messenger RNA from Homalodisca vitripennis (glassy-winged sharpshooter), 1943 nucleotides. RefSeq names its product neuroligin-1-like. Gene Ontology annotation, biological process: neuron cell-cell adhesion; synaptic vesicle endocytosis; postsynaptic membrane assembly. NCBI's taxonomy places the organism in Eukaryota, Metazoa, Arthropoda, Insecta, Hemiptera, Cicadellidae. The coding region runs from base 162 to 1943 and encodes 593 amino acids. Gene Ontology annotation, molecular function: signaling receptor activity; neurexin family protein binding. The transcript is spliced from 10 exons. The record is from RefSeq and is a predicted model, not a curated record. Gene Ontology annotation, cellular component: postsynaptic membrane; synapse; cell surface.